AUGGCGUUUAAGCUGGUUCUCCUGGCCUUGAUGGCCUGCAUGGUUGUGUCGGCUCAUGCGGACUGCGACGACAUUCCAAGCGAUACACGCGAGGAUUGUGUGAACCAGUAUUCCGUCUUCAAGACCCUCAAGGUCCGCAGCCGCUUCAGCAUUUUGACCACCUUGCUGGAGCAAGCCGACCUCAAGGAACUCCUCAAGAACCGCGACGCAAGCCUGGACUCGAUCACGGUUUUUGCACCGAAUGAUGCCGCUUUCCUGGCUUUGGGUACAGACUUGAACGAGCUGCUCCGCCCAGAGAACGCCGAGGAGCUCGAAGCCGUGCUCCUUCGCCAUGUCGUCAACAUGAACCUGACCGGCGAUGUGCUCAUGAGCGGUGACUUGCAGCUCAUGAGCUUGUCCAACGCGACUCUUCGCGUCUCGAGCAGUUCGGGUGUUCUUCUUGUCAACGACGCUGAAGUCAUCAACGCCGAUAUUCUGGCGGACAAUGGCGUGGUGCACGAAAUUAACACAGUCAUCAUGCUGGGCCCCACUACAACCAUGGCUCCCAUGACCUCGACCACCGAAGAUGAUGGCGAGGAAGAUACGGAAGCGCCGACCAGCACCACCGAAAGGCCAACCACCACCAUGGAAGUCACCACCACGGAUAUGAUGACCACCACCACGGAAAUGAUGAUGGAAGACUUUUCCAAUCUGACCAUCAAGUACUUUUUGGCCGAGCACGAUCGCUUCACCUUCAUGACCCUGGCCCUGCAAGUCACGGGCAUGCUCGACAUGCUGGACGGCGGCAACCACACCGUUUUUGCUGCCAUUGAUCCUGCCUGGUAUGAGCUGCCAACUGACAUUUUCAUCGAGUUGUUUGAUCCCAGCAACUUUGAUAUCUUGGAAGAGGUGCUGGCAACUUACAUUGUAUCGGACAUGGUGCUCGACUCGGAUGAGUUGCGUGAGAUGGACAUGGUGCAAGCCAAUAACGGCUUUGAGCUUGAGAUUGAAGAGAUGGAGAAUGGCAACCUCACUGUUGGAGGCGCGCAUAUUAUUCACGCCGAUAUCAUGCUAGAGAAUGGCAUUGUUCACGUGAUUGAUAGCCUCCUCCCAUCGCCCUUGAACUUGCCAGUGGCUCUGUUGAACUUUUCCACCUCGACUUCGACUUCGACUUCGACCUCUACCUCUACCUCCACCUCCACCUCUACCUCUACCUCCACCUCCACCUCUACCUCCACCUCCACCUCUACCUCCACCUCUACCUCCACCUCUACCUCCACCUCUACCUCCACCUCUACCUCUACCUCCACCUCUACCUCCACCUCUACCUCUACCUCUACUUCCACCUCUACCUCUACCUCUACUUCCACCUCAACCUCUACUUCCACCUCUACCUCCACCUCUACCUCUACCUCUACUUCCACCUCUACCUCUACCUCUACUUCCACCUCAACCUCUACUUCCACCUCUACUUCCACCUCAACCUCUACUUCCACCUCAACCUCUACUUCCACCUCUACUUCCACCUCGGCUUCAGACACAACAGAAGAGGACAUCAUCUCAAUCUGGGACAUCAUCUCCAGUCGUGGGGCCUACGACAUUCUCAGCCGUGCUGUUUUGCAAGCCGAGCUUGAUGACGACCUGGACGCCAUUGACGGUGCUACUCUCUUUGCCCCGCGGGAUCAGGCCUUCCGUGACCUUCCCGAUGGCCUCCUCGACGCCCUUAUGCGCGACGCUAACAAAGACUUGCUGCGGGACAUUCUGCUGUACCAUUUGCUGCCCCAGGAAGUGGAUGGCGAUGAACUCAAGUCGGAGGCUUAUCAGCGAUUCAUGACGGUACAAGGCUCAAGGGUCACUGUCCGCAGCAAUGGCGACCAGGUGAUUGUUGACUACGCCAACGUGCUUAAAUUUGACAUUGAGGCAGACAACGGACUUAUCCACAAGAUUGACACCAUCCUUGUGCCCGCCAAUGUCGACCUCUCCCCCUUCCUUCCCGCCACCACACGCGGCCCAGGCACGCGUCCUGCCACCACCACCACUCGCCGCCCUGCCACCACUACCACCACGCAGGCCGCACCGCCCGCCGAAACAACCACCACCACCACCACCCGCCGUCCCACCACCACCACCACCACGCAGGCCGCACCGCCCGCCGAGACGACGACCACCACCACCACCCGCCGUCCCACGACGACCACCACGCAGGCCGCACCGCCCGCCGAAACGACCACCACCACCACCCGCCGUCCCGUGACCACCACCACAAGCACCAAUGACGAUGAUGCGGACGAUGAUGACAAUGACGACCAAGAGAUCAGCGACAUUUUGGCCGACCGUGACGUCUUCUCGUAUCUGACCGUCGCCAUGAAGCAGGCUGGUCUGUACACUGACUUGGAUCAUCUGGGUGCUGUGACCUUUUUUGCCCCCAACGACAAAGCCUUCCGCAAGCUGGGUGAUGCCACCAUUAGCAAGCUCCUCAUGAACCGCAGGGCGUUGGUGGAGGUUCUCCUCAAUCACGUUGUUCCCAACCAAGCCGUGGGCCCGGAUGACCUCCCCGCCUCUGGCAUGCUUCGUGCUUGGUCGGGCGAGACACACCUCGUGAACAACGACAACAAGGGCGUUUUGAUCAAUGGGGUGCGCAUCAAGAACGACAUUGAGGUCUCAAAUGGUUACAUCUACAAGAUCGAUGAACUCCUCCUGCCAAGCGGCUUCAAGCCCGAGGACCUUUAA
This is a messenger RNA of Monosiga brevicollis MX1, 2709 nucleotides long. RefSeq lists its product as uncharacterized. The record is from RefSeq and is a predicted model, not a curated record. The transcript has 4 exons. Gene Ontology annotation, biological process: cell adhesion; extracellular matrix organization. Lineage: Eukaryota; Choanoflagellata; Craspedida; Salpingoecidae. The coding region runs from base 1 to 2709 and encodes 902 amino acids. Gene Ontology annotation, molecular function: cell adhesion molecule binding. Gene Ontology annotation, cellular component: extracellular matrix.